GGAGGUACGGGCUGUUUUAUUCUGGGGAUGAGGACUGCAGAUCAAUAGUUGACAGCUUGACCAUAGCUCCAGUUCCUUGUACCAGACAGCAACAUGACCGACGACGAGGGAAUGUGGGUGAUUGGCUACGGGUCACUUAUAUUCAAGCCGCCACCGCACUGUGCGUUCAAGAUCUCGGGGUAUCUAAAAGGGUUUAUUCGAAGAUUUUGGCAAAGUUCUUCUGAUCAUCGAGGAACGAUUGAAAGCCCAGGAAGAGUGGUUACUCUAGUAUCAUUGGAUGAUUUAAAGCAGCACAAGAGGUUUCAUAACGAUCUCCAUAUGUACGAGAUGAGGAGCCAUGACCGUGAAUGUGAUUUAGUGGAUUCGAGUGAGUCGAUUGAACAAAUUAAAGAUAUUCCUUAUAGAAUAGAUCAAUUAUCAGACGAGGAUUUGAGAGUAUGGUGUGUUGCAUAUUACAUUUCUCCCGAGUACGUGGAAGAGGUUCGCAAUUAUUUGAAUAUCAGAGAACAAGAUGGUUAUACUACUCAUAAAGUACCAUUUCAUAUAACCAAUAUUCCAGAAAAAGUUGAUCCAAACGUCAUUGAAAGAAUACCGCAUAAUAAACAAGGAGAUCGUUUUAUAGAGUCCUAUAUCUACAUAGGCACGAUUGAUAACGACUCGUUCAUUGGUCCGGAAUCAGUGGUUGAUACCGGAGAAAAAAUCAAAAUAAGUAAAGGUCCUAGUGGAUUAAAUUCCGAUUAUUUAAGAGACUUGACUCUCGCAGUUAGAACUUUAGAUCCCAACGGAUUGUCUAGAGACUAUUAUUUAGAAGACUUGCUUAAUUUAGUUGAUAAUUAAUUAUUAUAUAGUCUAAAUUAAAAAGAUACCAAUA
Molecule: messenger RNA, 871 nt
Organism: Hyphopichia burtonii NRRL Y-1933
Lineage: Eukaryota; Fungi; Ascomycota; Pichiomycetes; Serinales; Debaryomycetaceae
Product: gamma-glutamylcyclotransferase
Exons: 1
Coding region: 94-837 (247 amino acids)
Biological process (GO): glutathione catabolic process
Cellular component (GO): cytoplasm
Molecular function (GO): gamma-glutamylcyclotransferase activity; glutathione specific gamma-glutamylcyclotransferase activity
Source: RefSeq, a predicted model, not a curated record